GCCGGACUCUCUCCUUGCCGUUCUAAACUUCCACGAACGGAUUCCCGCGCGACUCGGUUACACGUCUCAACUCACUCGCUACCCUAACCCAUCAAAACUCGGAGACCCGCGUUCAAGCUCCACAGCUUACCCACUGACGGAUCGACGGGAAUUCAAACCGUCGCAGGUACUUCUCAUCAUCGCCGCCAGGUAAGCGGAGUAAUUGUCGCCGGAAUUCCAGAGAAUUUCGGCGGUGGGGGGGCGCUCCAAUGGGAGAAGAUUAUGGGAGCGGCGACGAUGACUGCUCUUACGGAUACGACGAGGAAGAUUUUCUCGUCGAUGAUGAUGGCGACGAAGGGUGCUCGUCGGAUCGGUCUCCGUCGGAGAGUGCAGAGCGAAGCGCCGAUAAUUCUCCUUCCUAUAAGGUGAUCACGAGAGAGUCGCUCCUAACCGCGCAGAGGAAGGAUUUACAAAGGGUGAUGGAGUUCUUCUCUGUGAAGGAGAAACACGCACGGACUUUACUGAUUCACUUCAGAUGGGAUGCUGAUGUGUUGCUUGAGUACCUCGUGGAGCACGGCAAAGAAAGGCUAUACACCAAAGCAGGUUUGGGAAACUUGGAGGGCAGUGCUGCGGGGUGCCCUUCCAUAAUAGAUUGCUCUAUUUGCUACGAAGAGGUUUCGGUCGAUGAAGUGACGACUAUGGAUUGUGGCCACUUCUUCUGCAACGCAUGUUGGACUCAACAUUUUGUUGUGAAGAUCCAAGAAGGGCAAGGUAGAAGGAUAAAGUGCAUGGCACCAAGAUGUGAAUGCAUAUGCGAUGAAGUUCACAUUAGGGACUUGGUGAGAUCGGCGGAUCAUAGUUUGGCUGAUAGGUUUGAGCAGUUUCUGUUGGACUCGUACAUAGAAGACAACAAAAGAGUGAAAUGGUGCCCGAGUGUUCCUCAUUGCGGGAAUGCGGUUCAAGUCGAGGCUGAUGACCUGGUUUGUGAGGUUGAAUGUGAGUGUGGCAUGCAGUUCUGUUUCAGCUGUGCUGCUGAUGCACAUUCCCCUUGCUCUUGUCGAAUGUGGGAGCUCUGGACGAAGAAGAACCAGGAUGCUACCGACAGCUGGAUCACCGUCAACACGAAACCUUGCCCCAAAUGCCACAAACUAGUGCAGAAGGACGGUGGAUGCAAUCUAGUGAUCUGUACUUGUCAUCAGGCAUUCUGUUGGCUCUGUGGUGCUGCUACUGGAAGAGAUCACACCUGGGACAGCAUCGCAAACCACAGCUGCGGGCGAUACAAGGAAGACUACGAGAAGAAAUCCGAGACCGCCAAGAAGGAGCUUGACCGCUAUAUGCACUACUACGACAGGUACAAAGCCCACCUUGACUCGCUGAAGCUUGAGUUGAAGCAGGAGCAGACCGUGAUGAGCAAAGUGUCAACCUUGGAGGACAAAGAGUCGACUCUCGACAUCUCUUGGAUACAGAAGGCCUUCUUCAGGCUGGUCCAGUCGAGGAGGAUCCUCGCCCACUCAUACCCUUUCCCCUACUACAUGUUCGGCAGUCUGUUUAAGGAUGAGAUGAACGAUGAGGAGAUGGACCUGAAGAAGACACUGUUCGAGGAUCGGCAGCAGCUGCUGGAGGCAAAUGUCGAGAUGCUGUCGAAGUUGCUGGAGGAGAAGUUUGAUGAGUUUAGAGUUGCCGGGGUUCUGGACUUGAGAGAGAAGGUUCAAGCGGUUGUGGUUUCUACUGAUAAUCUCUGCAGAAAUCUGUAUGAGUUCAUCGAGAAUGAUUUGUUGGGGCCACUAACGAAGACAUUUGAGAGGAUAGCUCCAUAUCGCGGUAGCAGUCUCUUUAACCAUUUUAAAGGCGAAUCGGUCGAAGUAUAGAGAUUUAGCUAGACUUGUUUGCAUAAAGUUGGACUCAGAAGUAAAAAUAAAAAAGUAAAGACCUUUUCUUCUUCCCUUCCAUCUGAAGGAACAAAUUGUUACUGUUGGU
Messenger RNA from Linum trigynum, 1956 nucleotides. The record is from the annotation of a GenBank genome assembly. Lineage: Eukaryota; Viridiplantae; Streptophyta; Magnoliopsida; Malpighiales; Linaceae.